This is a messenger RNA of Manihot esculenta (cassava), 2247 nucleotides long. Its product is annotated as rho GTPase-activating protein 2. The record is from RefSeq and is a predicted model, not a curated record. The transcript is spliced from 4 exons. Gene Ontology annotation, molecular function: GTPase activator activity. Bases 150 to 1553 code for a protein of 467 amino acids. Lineage: Eukaryota; Viridiplantae; Streptophyta; Magnoliopsida; Malpighiales; Euphorbiaceae. Gene Ontology annotation, biological process: signal transduction.
GGCCGUUUGAGCACCAACUUCAAAACUUGAAAAACCUCUCUUCCCUUCGAUGCAAUCCUCUCUUCACUUCACUGCGCCAUAGCCACACCGGAUACUCGCACUCAGUGCAUACCCAUUUGGUCCGAGAAGCUGCUUUGUUUGAGACAAUUAUGACAGGCCUUGUCAUGAUGACCAAGGGAGGUGGUUGUGCUGGUGGGGUUAGGGGGGCAAAGCGUUCCAGAGGGAGUGAAGAAGAGCAAAAUCAGUUGUCAAUGGUGGAGAUUCUCUUGGCAGCUAUAAGGAAAUCGUUAGUUUCUUGCCGUUUUGAGGAGAGAGAAGAUGUGAUUCCUACCGUUCAUCAUAUGGAGAUUGGAUGGCCUACAAAUGUUAAGCACAUUACUCAUGUGACGUUCGAUCGCUUCAAUGGGUUUCUGGGUUUACCUGUGGAGUUCGAAGUCGAGAUCCCGUGUCGAGUCCCAAGUGCUAGUGCAAGUGUGUUUGGAGUCUCAGCAGAAUCAAUGCAAUGUUCUUUUGAUUCAAAAGGGAACAGUGUCCCAACAAUUAUCUUACUAAUGCAGGAGCGGCUAUACUCACAGGGAGGUCUAAAGGCAGAAGGGAUUUUUCGCAUAAACCCAGAGAAUGGCCAAGAGGAGCACGUGAGGGACCAGUUGAACAGGGGCAUUGUGCCUGAAGAUAUUGAUGUACAUUGCUUGGCGGGCCUCAUAAAAGCCUGGUUUAGAGAGCUUCCUUCUGGGGUGCUGGAUGGGCUUUCCCCUGAACAAGUUCUCCAAUGCAACACGGAAGAAGAAUGUGUUGAGCUUGUGAAGCAAUUAAAGCCAACAGAAUAUGCUUUGCUCAAUUGGGCCAUUGACCUCAUGGCUGAUGUUGUACAGGAAGAAGAUUCAAAUAAAAUGAAUGCCAGAAAUAUUGCAAUGGUUUUUGCUCCAAACAUGACUCAGAUGUCUGAUCCGUUGACGGCACUGAUGCAUGCCGUACAAGUAAUGAACUUGCUCAAGACUCUAAUCACGAAAGUACUAAGAGAACGUGAAGAGAAUGGAACUGGAGGAUAUUCACCCAUGUCAUCUCAUUCAUCUGGUCAACAAACUGAUGAGGAUUUUGACAGUCAGCAAGAGAUGGAUACCAGCUGUGAACUGAGACAGUCACCAUCAGAUUAUGAUGAAGAUCAGGCCCAUUACAGCCCUCACACUGAAGAUGAUGAUGAUGGUGAAGUUGAGUCCUUGUGUGAGAUAGAAGAUUGCUUCUUGAGGCAGUUGAAUGAGAACAAAAGUACCAGCAAUAUGUUUCUUCAGCAAUCACCAAGUGAUUCACCUAGAGAAUUUGCAAGUCCCAGAGCUUACUCAGGGUUGAAAGCGGAAGCUGCCAUUUCAUUUACAGAUAGCAAAAAUGAAAAUUCAAGUUCAGCUACAAGAGAUGAAGACUCCAGGGCAAGUAUCAUAUCUCUAGGACAAGAAAUUGAUAGAAGUAAUCCAUCACAAGGAUGUGAAAACUCUGACGAUAUGGAGGUGGUUGACAAAUUACCCAAAUCUGUCUUGCCUACACAGUCAAUCAUCUAGUUUUUAUGCUCAUCGUGCUUAGGAAAGUAAUUCGUUUCCAGAGUUUGGUUUGGUCACCACAGUCACAGUUGCUUCUGUACAUUGACACUGCAUUGACUGUGUGGGAUUUGCUUGAACUGAGGUUCGGAGUAUUCUAGACUUCUAGUGGUGUUAAUUGUAAGAGAUUCAUGGUUCAGCUUUGGGCUGAACUGGUGCUUGUUUUGUGAGUUUCAGCACAGAGCUGAAUACUUGCUUCUCUGUGUUUCAGUAGCGUGGAAAUCUAUUCUAACCUUAACAUUCUUAGGCUGGAAUGAUUCAUGUGCCUGAGUCUAAUUCCAUGUCCGUAUCAAAUGGAUAUGCAGAUGUCUAUGAUGUUGAAUUCCUACCUAGAUUCGUUCAACUUUACGAUGAAGUCAUUCACAUUACUAUGUUUGAUUUCAAAAAUAUAGCAUGGUCCAUGUUUCAUUUAAGAUGAAAUUCUACAUCUAGCUAUGGCCUACCUUGACAUUCUUAGACUUGAAUGAUUCAUGUGCCCAUGUCUAAUUCCAUGUCUGCAUCUGUAGAUUUUCUUUAAGUCUGAUGCUGAAGUCCACUUAGCUUCAUUGAUCUUUCUCUGGAUGUCGUUAAUUCAUAAUGAAAUUAUUCAAUUGGAUGUGCACUGUGUAUGAGAAAGUGCUGAGAAAUAUAAAUUUUGUUUACGAGGGAGUUUCCAACU